Messenger RNA from Arabis nemorensis, 522 nucleotides. The record is from the annotation of a GenBank genome assembly. Lineage: Eukaryota; Viridiplantae; Streptophyta; Magnoliopsida; Brassicales; Brassicaceae.
AUGGCUGAAGCUUUCACAAGUUUCACCUUCACCAACCUUCAUAUCCCUUCUUCCAACAAUUAUUCGCCUAAGCAAGGGCCAAAUCAUGGAUAUUGGUUAUCUAUGAAAGGGAAUGAGAAGAAGAAGAAGAAUCUGAUGAAAGGAAAAUUAUGUGUAACCAAGGCAUUGCCACAUGAUUUGCCAUUAAUGGCAGUGAUGGUUCAACAAAUAGAAGGGAUGCGUGAUAUCAUUACAGAGAAACACGUGUGGCAUCUAAGUGAUAAAGCCAUCAAGAAUGUUUAUAUGUUCUACAUCAUGUUCACUUGUUGGGGAUGUUUGUACUUCGGUUCGGCAAAAGAUCCAUUCUAUGACUCGGAGGAGUACCGUGGAGAUGGAGGUGAUGGAACUGGAUAUUGGCUCUAUGAAACUCAAGAAGACAUAGAAGAGAAAGCAAGAGCAGAGCUAUGGCGUGAAGAACUUAUUGAAGAAAUUGAACAGAAGGUUGGUGGUUUAAGGGAGCUCGAAGAAGCUGUUAAUAAGUAG